Molecule: messenger RNA, 2916 nt
Organism: Meleagris gallopavo (turkey)
Lineage: Eukaryota; Metazoa; Chordata; Aves; Galliformes; Phasianidae
Source: RefSeq, a predicted model, not a curated record
AUGGUGUCCCCAGAGGAAUAUCCUCAUGGAUGUUGUCCCCAGAAGGGUAUCCCGGGAGAUGAUGCUUUGCUGUCCCGGGCUGCUAUCCCCGGCGCGGACGCGCGGGACGCCGGCUUCGUGAUAGACCCCCGGCAACCCACUGCCUUCCGAGUGGUCUCCAACUCGGCCCCCCACCUGGUGGACAUCAACCCCGGGUCUGGGCUGCUGGUCACCAAGCAGAAGAUCGACCGGGACUUACUGUGCCGGCAGAGCCCCAAGUGCGUCAUCUCUCUGGAGGUGAUGUCCAGCUCCAUGGAGAUCUGCGUGAUCAAGCUGGAGAUCAAGGACCUCAACGACAACGCGCCCAGCUUCCCCACUGACCAGAUCGAGCUGGAGAUCUCAGAGACCGCCAGCCCCGGCACCCGCGUCCCACUGGAGAGUGCCUAUGACCCAGACUCGGGCAGCUUUGGAGUACAGAGCUAUCAGAUCACCCCCAACGACCUCUUUGGGCUGGAGACCAAGACAAGGGGAGAUGGCUCUCGCUUUGCUGAGCUGGUGGUGGAGAAGAGCCUGGACCGCGAGACCCAGUCCCACUACAGUUACGUGAUCACGGCGCUGGAUGGCGGUGACCCGCCCAACUUUGGCACUGUAGAGCUGAGCAUCCGCGUCAUCGACUCCAAUGACAACAACCCUCUCUUCGAGGAGCCAGCCUAUACUGUCAGCGUGCCUGAAAAUGCCCCACCAGGCACACCAGUCAUCCGCCUCAACGCCUCUGACCCGGAUGAGGGCACCAAUGGGCAGGUGCUCUACUCUUUCCACAGCUAUGUCUCUGACCGGGCUCGAGAGCUCUUCCAGAUUGACCCUCAGAGCGGCCUCAUCACAGUCAGUGGUGCCAUCGACUAUGAGGAGGGACAUGUAUAUGAGCUGGAUGUGCAGGCCAAGGACUUGGGACCUAACUCCAUCCCUGCCCACUGCAAAGUGACCAUCAGCGUGCAGGACGCCAACGACAACCCUCCCCUCAUCAACCUUCUCUCCGUCAACAGUGAGCUGGUGGAGGUGAGCGAGAACGCCCCUCCGGGGUACGUCAUCGCCUUGGUGCGGGUCUCGGACCGUGACUCAGGGGCCAAUGGACGUGUGCAGUGCAAGCUGCUGGGCAACGUACCCUUCCGGCUGCAGGAGUAUGAGAGCUUCUCCACCAUCCUGGUGGAUGGGCGGCUGGACCGUGAGCAAAGGGACCAGUACAACCUCACCAUCCAGGCCAAGGACAAUGGUGUCCCCUCCUUGCAGGCUACCAAGUCUUUCACUGUCAAGAUCACCGACGAGAAUGACAACCACCCUCACUUUUCCAAGCCCUACUACCAGGUCAUCGUGCAGGAGAACAACACCCCGGGGGCCUACCUCCUCUCAGUUUCAGCAAGGGACCCUGACCUGGGCCUCAAUGGCAGCGUCUCCUACCAGAUCGUGCCCUCCCAAGUCAGGGACAUGCCUGUCUUCACCUAUGUCUCCAUCAACCCCAACUCUGGAGAUAUCUAUGCUUUGAGGUCCUUCAAUCAUGAACAGACCAAGGCCUUUGAGUUCAAAGUCUUGGCGAAAGAUGGGGGCAAUCCGUCUCUUCAGAGCAAUGCCACUGUCAGGGUGAUUGUCCUGGACGUCAACGACAACACCCCGGUGAUCACGGCCCCACCGUUGGUCAAUGGGACCGCGGAGGUGUACAUCCCCCGGAACGCAGGGGUUGGCUACCUGGUGACAGUGGUCAAAGCAGAUGACUAUGACGAGGGUGAAAAUGGCAGGCUUUCCUACGAAAUGGUGGAAGGAGACAGAGGAUUUUUUGAGAUAGACCAGGUCAAUGGAGAGAUAAGGACCACCAGAGCCUUUGGGGAGAAUGCCAAGACAGCCUACGAGCUGAUCGUGGUGGCUCACGACCAUGGAAAAACAUCCCUGUCGGCCUCUGCCUUGAUUUUGAUAUACCUGUCCCCAGCCCUGGAUGCCCAGGAGUCCAUAGGAUCUGUAAACCUCUCCCUGAUUUUCAUUAUUGCCCUGGGGUCUAUUGCAGCCAUUCUUUUUGUCACUAUGAUCUUCGUGGCCGUAAAGUGCAAAAGGGAUAACAAGGAAAUCAGGACCUAUAACUGCAGAAUUGCAGAGUACUCCUACGGGCAUCAGAAGAAAUCAAGCAAGAAGAAGAAAAUCAGCAAGAACGAUAUCCGCCUGGUUCCACGCGACGUGGAGGAGACGGAUAAAAUGAACGUUGUGAGCUGUUCCUCCCUCACCUCAUCCCUCAACUACUUCGACUACCACCAGCAGACUCUGCCUCUGGGCUGCCGCCGCUCCGACAGCACCUUCCUCAACGUGGAGAGCCAGAACAGCCGCAACGCCGGCUCCAACCACAUCUACCACCACACCUUCACGGGGCAGAGCCCCCAGCAGCCUGACCUCAUCAUCAACGGGAUGCCACUGCCCGAGACUGAAAAUUACUCCUUUGACUCCAACUACGUGAACAGCAGAGCUCAUUUAAUAAAAAGCUCCACGUUCAAGGAUCUGGAGGGAAACAGCCUGAAGGACAGUGGCCAUGAGGAGAGCGACCAGACUGACAGCGAGCACGACGUGCAGCGCGGCCUCUACUGCGACACGGCUGUCAACGACGUGCUCAACACCAGCGUGCCCUCCAUGGGUUCGCAGGGCCCCGAACCAGAUCAGAGCGAAGGAUUUCAUUGCAGGGAAGAAUGCCGCAUCCUGGGCCACUCGGACCGGUGCUGGAUGCCCCGCAGCGCCGUUCCCAGCCGCGCCAAGUCCCCUGAGCACGGCAGGAACGUCAUCGCCCUCUCCAUAGAAGCGACGGCGGUGGACGCGGAGCCUUAUGCAGACUGUAGUGCCAAAAGGACCUUCGCCACUUUCGGCAAGGAGGGCGGCGAGCUACAGGGGUGUUCUGUGGGCAAAUAG